AGGGCGGCUGUGUUUCAAGUUUGGGUGAGAAUCGGAUAUGGCUGUUGUUGCUGGGAUGUUCCCUUGAGAGCUGCAGACCAACUCCGCCCCAUGACUAUCCUCCUACUCCCACCUCAAUCCACUCCGAACAUGUCUCUCACUCCGGCUCCUCAAUCAUCGGAUAGCGAAAGCAAACCCAGGAAUCAGUACCACUUUCGAGCCCUCAAGAGUUGUGGGAUCUUCGAUGGCUAUCCUCAGUUCUCGCCACUCGGCUCGUUUCAACCGCCGGGAGAGAAUGCCAAAGCACUGGUUUACAGUUCGGAUGGGAGGCGAUACGCGGUGGCAUCCCAGAACGAUGUCGUGAUUUGUGACGCUGAAUCAAGUCAAGAAUUGCGACGACUCCCCCUGCCUGGUGUCAUUGAUAUCAAGUUUUCACCCAAGGGUACCUGGAUUGGCACUUGGGAGAGAUAUGUCAAACCUACAGUCGAAGGAGCUCAACAUAAGAACAUGAGACUUUGGGAUAUCACAACCGGCGAAGAAGUGGCCAGCUUUUCUCAAAAAUCGCAAGAAGGAUGGAUGAUUCAAUUCACCGAAGAUGAGUCCCGAGUCCUACGGCUAGUAUCUGGAGAAGUACAAGUUUUCGAUCCGAUGUCUUUCGAUUCUGGUGUGGUAUCCAAAUUGAAGUUGGAGGGCAUGUCCGAAUUCAAAUUGAGUCCAGGAAAAAAUCCUCUACUGAGUGCCUUCGUUGCCGAAAAGAAGGGUGCACCAGCUUCGGUCAAGAUCUAUCCUCUCGCUGGUCUCAAGGACUCUACUCCUCCCCUCACUCAGAAAACGUUUUUCAAGGCCGAUAAGAUUCAGAUGAAGUGGAAUCGCUCCGGUACCAGUGUCCUCAUACUCACUCAGACUGACGUAGAUAAGACUGGCAAGAGUUACUACGGCGAAACAAAUCUGUACAUGCUGAGUGCUAACGGUCAAUUCGAUUGUCGGGUCACACUUGAUCGAGAGGGCGGGAUUCACGAUUUUGUGUGGUCUCCUAACGACAAGGAGUUUACUGUCAGCUAUGGCUACAUGCCUGCCAAGACAACGAUCUUCGAUCUCCGAUGCAAUGUAAUCCAUGACUUUGGCACAGCGCCACGCAAUUUUAUCUCGUACAAUCCGCAAGGUCGCUUGUUAUUGAUCGCCGGAUUUGGAAACCUUGCGGGCACGAUGGACAUCUGGGACCGUCGUACACUCGAGAAGGUGGCAACGAUCGAAGGCUCGAAUACCUCCCAUUGCGAAUGGAGUCCGGAUGGCCGAUUUAUCAUGUGUGCUACUUUGAGUCCUCGACUUCGAGUUGAUAACGGUGUUCGCGUCUUCCAUUAUCGCGGCCAACUCAUACAUGUCAACCCAGUCGAACAUCUCUAUGCUGCAUCGUGGAGGCCACAAGCCGCUGAGCGUUUCCCCUUCCGAAUAUCCCUCUCACCUGCGCCCAAAAAUACAGGCAACGCGGCCACUCCUUCUCCGACCACACCAGCCAAACCUGCCGGGGCUUAUCGUCCACCUCAUGCCCGUGGUACAACCACUCCAAGCCACUUCAAACGCGAAGAUGAGGGUGGUGCACCAUACAUUGCUCCUACCAAUGGUGGUACCAAUGGUCAUAGUACCCGAGGACGAGGCGGUGGUCCACCCGGGGCUGCACCUCGCAGGGGCGUUCCUGGCGCUGCACCCAAGACAAACGAAGUUCCUGGUCAGAAGAGCAAGAAAAAGCAGCCUCAUGAGAACAAGCAACAGUCGCCAGCCCCAGAAAGCCGUGGAUCAGCAGGCCAACAAGAGCAUGGCGGUGUUGAGAACGGCAAACAGGAUGCCAACAACCUUCUUCCAGAGGGAUCUCAAGCUGUCAACAAGCAAGCCGGGUCGACUGAUGAGAUUCCCUUAGGCGCACUGUCUCCGGAGGAUAAGAAGAAACGAUCAUUAAUGAAGAAGUUGACGGCGAUCGAACAGUUGAAAGAUCGAAGAAAGAGAGGCGAGAAAUUGGAGAUCACUCAGAUCAAAAAAAUCGACUCGGAAGCUGAAACUAGAAAGGAAUUAGAGGCUCUAGGUUGAGAUCUUUUCAUCCACCUUUAACCUCUGCUUUUUUUUGCAAAAAAAAUAUGUCUUGUGACUAGUGUUCUUUUUUUCUUCUUCUUCUCCUGUUUCAUCUGUGUUAUGCCUUGCCUUUUUUUUCUUUCUUCUUCCUUGAAUGGACGCAAUAUCCCCUCAAAUUGCUCUGGAAAAAAAAAUAUCAAAUAUAUUUAAGAUCAUAAGAAAAAAUCAAAGAGAAAAACAGGUCAAGCAGUGUUGUGUCCAGCAAAAGUAACACAAAAAGAUUGAAAGAAAGUCAAGUUGAAAUUAUGU
This is a messenger RNA of Puccinia graminis f. sp. tritici CRL 75-36-700-3, 2352 nucleotides long. RefSeq lists its product as uncharacterized. Gene Ontology annotation, cellular component: cytosolic small ribosomal subunit. Gene Ontology annotation, molecular function: tRNA binding; protein binding; mRNA binding. The record is from RefSeq and is a predicted model, not a curated record. The transcript is spliced from 10 exons. The coding region runs from base 91 to 2061 and encodes 656 amino acids. Lineage: Eukaryota; Fungi; Basidiomycota; Pucciniomycetes; Pucciniales; Pucciniaceae. Gene Ontology annotation, biological process: translational initiation.